UAGCCUAGAAGAGGAGCGACGAACGAUGAAGGGGUUCGGGAGACUGGUUCGGCGAGCCAUUUCAUACCGACGACGAAGCUUGGAAUCUCCUUCCAACCAUUUCUUCUUUUCUCGCCGAUAUUUUAUAUCUGCUUCAGCUGCAUCAACCUCAUAUUUAAAUCACUCUGGUUUCGCUUCCUUGAAAUUGUCUACGGUUUCUUCUUCCCCCUUUGCUAAAUGGGGUCUCUUCGCCGGGCAAAAGAGAAGCAUGUUUAUCCAAACUCAAUCCACACCAAAUCCGUCAUCUUUGAUGUUUUAUCCUGGGAAGCCUGUAAUGGAGGUUGGUAGUGCAGACUUUCCAAAUGCGCGGGCGGCCUUGAAUUCACCAUUGGCGAAAGCCCUUUACGGAGUUGAUGGUAUUACCAGGGUGUUCUUUGGAUCAGAUUUUAUUACUGUUACAAAGUCAGAAGACACUUCCUGGAAUGUUUUGAAGCCUCAAAUCUUUGCUGCAAUAAUGGACUUUUAUUCUUCUGGACAGCCACUCUUUCUAGACAGUGAAACUGCGGCGGCCAAGGAUACAGCUAUUCAUGAGGAUGAUUCAGAAACUGUAGCAAUGAUCAAAGAAUUGUUGGAAACGCGAAUUCGACCAGCAGUGCAAGAUGAUGGUGGAGACAUUGAGUACCGAGGAUUUGAUAUAGAUACUGGAAUAGUAAAAUUGAGAAUGCAAGGAGCAUGUAGUGGCUGCCCAAGCUCCUCAGUCACUCUGAAAUCUGGCAUUGAGAAUAUGUUGAUGCAUUAUGUACCUGAGGUCAAAGCUGUAGAGGAAGAAUUAGAUGCCGAAGAAGAAGAUGCAGCACUGAGUGGUCAGAUGGAAUAGGUGAAUAAAUUACUUUAUUUGCAAACAUUUUAUCACACAACUUUAGCUCACAAGGGAUUUGGGAUACAAUUUCCUGUACAGAAAACAAAGUUGAUUUUGGCUGAGUCUGUAGAAUAAAUAUUGUGAACUGGUUAGCAAAUAGAUGCGGAGUAGUAAGAAUAAGAUUUAAGGUAUUAUGGAGAUUAUUGUGCUAACUAGAUUUCUGCCUUAUGUCUCACAAAUUCUACUGUUGUCUGGCAACGGCUGGUCGAAUUUUGGAAUUGUCAUAAUUUUUCUCUUGGAA
Messenger RNA from Humulus lupulus (European hop), 1139 nucleotides. RefSeq names its product nifU-like protein 4, mitochondrial. NCBI's taxonomy places the organism in Eukaryota, Viridiplantae, Streptophyta, Magnoliopsida, Rosales, Cannabaceae. Gene Ontology annotation, molecular function: iron-sulfur cluster binding; iron ion binding. The coding region runs from base 26 to 856 and encodes 276 amino acids. The transcript is spliced from 6 exons. Gene Ontology annotation, cellular component: mitochondrion. The record is from RefSeq and is a predicted model, not a curated record. Gene Ontology annotation, biological process: iron-sulfur cluster assembly.